Messenger RNA from Cotesia congregata, 201 nucleotides. Lineage: Eukaryota; Metazoa; Arthropoda; Insecta; Hymenoptera; Braconidae. The record is from the annotation of a GenBank genome assembly.
AUGUUGAACUCAGUACCGAAGCAAAUAGUCCUGACACUCCAAUCUUCGCCUCCAUUUCUUCUUGAAAUUAUCCUUGCAAUCACCAUAGCUUUACUCUUGGCCAUUUCUUUGGUCACCAGACUUCAAUAUUUCCUCUCUCACCCUCUUUCCAGUCCGCCAUGUGAAUUCCUCCCCGAAUUUCAAAAAUACCUACCUCACUGA